UGGUUAACGCUGCGAUAAUGCAGGUGCACAAAAUAUUACGUCAUCCUGAGCCACGAGUGUAAUGGUAAUAAUCGACUUGUCAAAUUUAUCUCAAACCGUAGCGGUUGUCAAAAAAUUGAACAUGAGCGACGUUAUUUCAAAAUGGAUCCAACACCGAAUGGGUAUAAUCCUAGACACGAGCCCAGACGCGUUCGCUUUGAAAACUGCUAACGGGCGCCUCCUGGCGGAGCUGCUGCGUAGUUACAACAUUAUCGGCCAAGAGGAACUGAAGACGAUUGAAGAUUCCGAUGUUAUCAAGCAAUGCUAUGAUAAUCUCAAAAGGAUCGCCGUUUGGCUAAGGCACAAAUUCGACAUCGCGAUCGAAGAAGAUGAAAUUUACGAAAUUGCCCACGGGGUGGGGACGGCUUCGAUGCACUUAUUCUAUCAGGUGCUGUUGGAAGUGCGGGAACGCGGCGCUCUAGAUUUCGUAGCGGACAGCCUUCUCACGCGCUGGACAGAGAGCAAAAUUGGAAGGUUCAAGGUCAGAAGUGUUCACCGUACGGAAAAAACAGAACCCGAAGAGUCGUUCGAUAACGCUUUAGCGGCACCGCUGUUGUCGAGCGGCGACGUCAUACAUUGGUACAAAGACAGGUUGCAGUCUUUGCAAAAGCGGUGCCUAGAAGCAAGGGAAGUAUUUUUGAGUAGCAGAGAGCGCGGGACCGUAGUUGACGACUCGCGAAAACGCCUCGGGGAUAGUAGCGGGGCCAGGCCAGUGACGACUGAAAAAUCGACGGAACGCGCAAAAUCCCUCAAAAACCGCGACGACUUUUACGCGGAGACUAUUUCCGAUUUCAACCGCAGAACGAUGGUGGAAAAAACUCGCGCCGUAGACGAGGACCUCGCCGAAAUCCUAACCAAACAAAGCGACUUCGAGAAACGCGUGGUGUCGAAACUGGGCCGGAUCAAACACCAAAAAGAGAUCCUGCUGGACGAGAAGGUCGCCGAGGACGGCCGACUGAACGACCUCAGGGCUUCGGAGGUCGCGAGCGCCGCCCUGAUGAAGGACAAAGCCGCCGACGAAUCGAAGGUCGCGUACUAUCUGGAACGCGAACGUGUCGCUCGCCUCCACCGGCAAUUGCGCGAGGAAAAACGCAGACUGAAGGAGGAGAUGCGUGAGAAAAUGGCGGCCGACGCGCUAAACGACAUGAUCGACGUCGCGUUCAAAAUGGCCGAAUACCGUCGCACGUACGGCCGCGACCUAACUGAAAUGGAGACGAGCGCGUUGAAGACGAUCUUCGUCGCCGCUCAGCCGAUCUUCGACCUGGUGGAGCCGGUCGGUAAAAUAGUCGACGCGACGACGACGAUCCCCGUGGACGUCGUCGCCGACGAGAUCGCGAGACAGAACGUUAUAGACCGGGUCGAGUUCGAGCGUUACGUGGCGUUCGAGCCCCCGUGGUCGAUUGGGCAAUUCGUGCGGAACAGCCGCGACGAAUUGGACGACGUGGGACGCGGCCUCAACGUCCUCGGGCACCUGGUGCACCGCGUGCUCGAAGCCAAGCAUACGGCGCGGCGUCUCAAGCCCCCCCGCCUGCCCCACGUCCCGGUCAGGGCGUCCGUUAGGGGUUUGAACGACGUCGCCGCCGUGUCGGCGUUGCGACGCUCGCUACACGACGUCGCCGUCUCCGUGGUCGAGGUGGACCGCGUCGUCGAGGCUUGCGUGGCCGCCUACGUCGAGGAGGCGGAGCCGAGCGAGAAGGAGGUCGAGGAACCCCGAGUGGCAGAUAGGCCACGGAAAGGGGCCAAAAGGGGCCACCGCGGGGUGGCGGAAGAGGACGCCGGCCCAAAACACGAGAGCAAGUCGGUGCAGACGCCGGCUCACUUUCCGUCGGAGGACACGCGUCUUUCGCAUUGCGCCCAGCUGGGCAAGACGGCCUACGAGGUGCUCACCGCCGGGAAUCACCUCACCGACUACCUUGUGGCCGCGAUGCUAGCGGAAUAUUUGUCCUCGACGCCGGCGCCGACGCGCGGUUGGGUCCUGGUGAAUUAUCCGACGGAUUUCGCGCAAGCGUCGGUUAUGGAGGAGACGUUCACCGGGGUCGUAGUGCCGGACGCGGCACGACGCGAGGAGUGCAGUAUUUGCGACGACGACGACGGCGACGGCGCCGAGGUGAACUCCCGCACUAGGUCCACCUUGUUGCCGAGGCCCGGCGACGGGGAAGUUGCCGCGGGCACAUUCUUGACCGCCUACGUUAAGGUGGUGGGCCAGGGGGAGGUUACGAACGACGACGACGACCCUUUGGAUCGGUUUUACGCGGGGUGCGGGGUGCGGCACUCGUUUCGGUGCGACGCGUUCAACGACGACGCCGCGACGCGGCUACGGAACUUGAUCCUCGGAGAGUCGUCUACGGAAGACCUCAAAGUACCUACUGAGAUACCGUCGGUACCGGAACGAGCACUGGAAAGUGCCCCCGCGAUCGCCGGGGAUCCCGGCUGGCGGUAUUCGACUCCGACACCUCCAGUCGAGCUCCAAAUCGCGUUGGCCACGGUAUGGGAGUGCGUCGAGGAAAUCUACGUCGAAGACCUGAAACAGGCGUUGUUCGCGCGGCGGUUGAUGUUGAAUUCGGUACCGCGGUACGUUCGGUUCGUCAAAGACCGCAUGGCGGAGGUCGGGACCGAUCCCGACCCCAAGCUCGAGUAUUUGCGACGGUUUCAGACGGCGUUCAACAACUUCGACAUGGACUGUCGCGGCGAUGACGAUUUCAAGGUCGAGAUGCACUGCAGAAUCGAAGAGUUCAGAGAGAGACUGUCGGAGAUGUGCGACCGUAGCAUGAUGGAGUCGGAGGCACGACGCCGCGCCCUCGUCGAAUCAGGUUGGGUUCGGAAUCUGCUCCGCGAACUGAUGAACGUCUACGUGUCGAUGAUUCAAAUAGAGAUGGGCAGAUUCGUCGAAACGGUGCGCUUCGUCGGCGACUAUUUCUCGGGGGUGUUCACGAAGAGAGCGCGUACGCGCGACUCACUCAAGGAGGAGCUGCCGUUCGUGAAAUACGCGGCCAUAGAUGGCGCAGUCAUCGAUCCGUCGCUGAAAGACGUGGAUCGCGAGCCCGAUCUCGCCUACUUCGAAUCCGAGCUCGACGGUAUGGUCGAAAAGGCGAAGUCCCACGUCAAAAAGUGCCACGUGACUUCGACGAAUGACAUCGCGAACGUCGAUACCGUGAAGAGGGCACCGUCGUCGCGAAAACGUGGAAAAGGCGUCGCGGCCGCCGCCGACCACGACGACGUCUCGAUCGCCGAUAAUGCCGCCGUGAUGCUCGAAGAGUGGCGACGCUGCGUCAAAGGCGAAACGGCCCGCGUUUCCUUGCGACUCGACCUCUUAAAACGCGUCGCCGUUCGCGAUAUCGACAAGACUAUCGCGACGGUGCGCGACGCGUAUCGCGCCAUCUUCGAAGACGUCCGUGCCGAGUACGCGACAGAGAUGGAGAACGUAACGUAUGUCUGCGACGCGUUCGCUUCCGCCGUCGAAGCUACGGAACCAGUCGACGGGCAGUUUGAGGUUAGGAACGCUCGUACGGUGUACGUCGCCCGAGAACGCGUGCGUGAACCCAAACGGGAAGCGGAAAGUGCGUGUUUCACCCCCGCCCAGUUGUCUCGUUUCGUGGACGUGUUGCUCGAUCUGAGCCCGACCGGAUAUAUGCCUUCCGCCGCCUUCACGUACCUCCUGCAGGACGUGGUGUGGUGCCAGCCGUCUGUUCCGACCCCGUGGUCCCGAUUGGACGCUGAAUGUUUGCAAAAAGUCAUCGAACGACUGUUCGGAGAAGGUCUCGAGUACGUUUAUUGGAAAGACUUCGUCGUGCACAACUUGGGUUACCCCGGCGAAGAAGAACUGAUGCGGGCGAUGGUGUGGUUCCGGAAGCGCGAUCCGGAAGCGACGCUGACAGUGACGGAGCGCGAUUUCGACGGGAUAAAGUUGUGGAGCGGUGCCGAGGAGGUGCUGCGUAAAGUGUACCGCGUACCCGACCGACGCGCAGUCAAGUACCAAGAGCUGCUGCUCGAUUUCUGCAAGGACGAAUCCGUAGGGGCGGGAUUCGCCAAAGCGCUGGCGUUGGUUAUAGGCGAGAGGGUGUGUCGGGACGCGGACGUGGGACGGAGAUACUGCGCAGCGCGGCAGCGUAUCUUGAAGACCGCCCGAGGGCUCGUGGAUCGCCUCGUCGAGGACGUUGUCCGCGACGGCAACGACGCCCACUCGGUCGACGCGGUACCGGACGCCGACAGCGAUGACAAUGUACCGGACGACGCUAGCGUCGCCUUUUUCGCGCCUCUCGAUGCUGUGAUGACCGUCGUCGCCAGUGCCGUACGUCGAGACGACGGCAGCAUCGUCGAGAAAGCGACCCGCAUUUACGAGCGCCUCCGUCGCCCCGAUUUCGACGGGCGCGUUUUGUCACACGAGUUGGUGACGGACGACGCGUUCUUGGAGCUCCUGGCCGCGACGAAGAGGUUCGAGGCGGUCGAUGUGACGAGCGCGAUACGCGCCGCCCAGGCGACGAAGAAAUAAGAAACGCACGUUGCAAAAAACGCGUUUUUAUUCACGUUUAUAUGGAAAUAUCACAAUCUGAAUGAGGGCUCUGAUUCUGUGAAGCUGCGGGACCAUACAAUAGCGACUGAAACGCAGUACGAACAAACGCGAUACCCAAAGUAUAAAGUUUGGUUAGGUUAUUGCGCGGCUGACCAAAUAAACAAAAAAAAUUAUCGAGAAAAAAAACGAUGUUUCGCUUAAUAUGACUAAGAUAUUUCCUCGAAAGUUUUUAAACAUCUUGUUUACAUGUUCACGCACAAUCCAGCCGUAUAGGUUUGGUCGAGCAUUUAAAUAACACCCUGUAUAAAUAAAAGGAACGAAAAGAUCACUACGCCCCGUUUCGAAACGAACGCAGAGGCAUUUUUAAAAAUUAGAAUUAAAAUAAAUAAUUUGCGGGUGGCCCCCCCAGCCAAAUAUUCCACAGGGAAAACACGUAGUGAUGGAGAUAGAGAGCGUCGUUUCAAUUUUACUCUCUGCGUUCGACGACAAAUUGAAUGGAACGAAAACGUGACGCGCCGCCGCUGUGCGACGUAUGAAGGUGUGCGUAAUAAAUAUAAAUGGCGGACUUCGACCUAUUAAUAUGCAUUCUCACAGCCAACAAAAACAAACUUACACAAUAGGUUAGAGGUAAGUAGAUGCGCAAAGAGAGAAUAAAGUCGAACAUAACCUAAACCGAGGAAGUUCAGACCAACACACGUGGCGAUGUAAUACGUCACGCGCAACUUUUAAAACGCCUACAGGGUAGGCACUUUAUUAGGGGCCAGUACCUUUUCUCAGGAUUUUAGAAAGAAAAAUUAUACAAAAGUUUUAUAUAUAUACAGGGUGUCCGAAAAGUGCUGGACAGACAUCAGUUUUGAAAUUUUAAACGGGGCAUCCUAUACAUUUUGAUAUUUUUAGAAUCCUUACCAAACAGCGACUGCUUAUUUGAAUUUUGUGUAGUUUCGACAGAAAUUGAGAAUUUAAAUUAUUUUAUGCAAAAUUAUGUUCUUAAUAAGUAUGGUCUUCCGCGAUCUGCGAUGACAUUUUUUUAAAAUUUCAACUUCAACUGUGGGUAAGGUAAUAUUAAAUUAAAACGUCAUAAUUUUUUAUAUCGUCAACCAUGUAAAAUAAUAUGUAUAAUUAUGAUAGAACUUUAAAAAUUUAAAACAAGUGACAGUAAAAGCAACAAACAACAGUAACUGUAACUGCAUUACAGCUUCUCUAAUACAGCUCUGUGGUUCAUUUACCUUACUGCAUCUUUCUUUAUAUACCAUAUUUUUAAUUGUCCCCCAUAAAAAAAAGUCCAGUGGGGUAAGAUCUAGACUUCCAGGUGGCCACCAGAUGUUUUCAUUUUGUCCUAUCUAAAGAUUGUAAUUUUGGUUUAAAAAUUCAGUGAUAUCGUUUCCCCGGUGGUACGGAGCGCCGUCUUGCUGCCAUAUUAAUUUUAGCACGUUCACAAGCUGGUAUUUCAUUUACUAUUUAUGUUUGUAGUAGUACAUCCAACUGCUUCCCCUCUAUGAGAACUUGUCGUGGUCUUUUCUUGGUUGUUGGCAGAAGGCUAUCAUCUUGCCUAAACUUUGCAUAAAUGUUUCGAAAUAGCUUCUUCUGUGGAACCCGCCUUACAGGAAAUUUUCUUUGAUACUCUCUAAGAGCCAGAGCUGGACUUUUCGAAUUCUAUAAAAAACAUUCAAGCAUAUCUGUUUUUUCUUGUAGCUUAUACAUUUAUAACUUAAGUAAUAAUAAUGUAACUUCAUUAUAAUUUCACUUAAAACAAUUAUUAUAAAAUAUAAAUAUAAAAUAUAACUAAAUAAAAUAUAAGAAAGAUAUGCCAUUAUAAAAUCCUUUAAAAUAAUUUUCCUAAAAACUUCAAAGAUUUAGGUACAAGAGCAUAGUAAGGUUUGGGUAUGGGACAUAUAUAUACACCAAACUAUAGGUAUUUUGACUCGCUUUGAGAAAAAACAUCAAAAACAUGGACGUCUCAUUAAAAAAAAAGAAUACCGCAAGUUGAAAUUUUAAAAAAUUACCUUUAAUUUUCUGCAUAAUUUAAAAAUAGGUAGUCAUCGCCGAUCGUUAGUCUAAAAAUGUGUUUAAAAUUUGAUCAAGUAGUCGUUACUGCCAGCCCAGGAAGACCAUAUUAACUAAGAACAUAAUUUUCAUAAAAAAAUAUAUAAUCUCAAUUUCUCUAUAAACUACACAAAAUUCGAAUAAGUAGUUUCUAUAAAAGUUACCUUUAUUCUUGCUAAGGAUUUUAAAAAUAUCAAAAUAUAUAGGCUGUUCCAUGUUCCAUUUAAAUUUUUAAAACUAAUAUCGUUCCAGCACUUAUCGGUCACCAUGUAUAUGUAAAAAUUAAAUAAUAUAAAAAUUUUAAAAAUUAAUUAAACCAUAAAGUUUUGCAUAAACUUUUUUUUUCUAAAAUCGGUAAUUACUGAAAAAAGGUACAAGCCCCUAAUAAAGUGCCCACCCUGUACGUAGAUGUACGUAGAAAAUGCUGCGUCGCCCGUGACGUAAUACGUUGCAACGUGCGUUUGUUCGUCUGAACUCUCUUUAUGUAUCUACUGAGGUAAUACAAUCGAAGACAACUUCUUCCUUACUUUUUACUACGUUGGGCACGUCAUCUGAGGACAUUCGCGCAUUACCGACAUUCGAACUGAAGAUAAUAUUUCUACCACGAUGACUGAAACGUCGGGACGCGAACGCAUUUGUGUUUAGGCCGAAACGAGACGUUCGCGCAUCGUUGCCAAACUGACGGCCAAAACGAAAGGGAUUUGGCACCUUUGAAAAAAUGUAGUCGGCAAACGCCUAACCAUCUUAUAAGUCUCGCCUUUUCGCUACGACGCACAGUGCUCCACGACAUAGAGAAAAACCGGAAAAAAUCAUAGUUUUUCCAAAAAUUUAAUUAAGUCAAAUGUGACUUGGAUUUUUUUCUAGUAAAUUAAGUUUAAACCCGACCUAUUAAUUAAGAAAUAAUCUUAAAUUUCUACACAGUUCCACAUUAUGAAGGAAUGAAUCAUUUUUGUGGGUUCAAAAUAGAUUUCAACGGACAUGAAAUAUAAAAUUAGAUAUGAGAAAUGUUUGCAGAGCUCUUAAAAGACAUUUUGUAUGUAUUUUCUUCAAAUUAUUUAAUCCUCUUUCCGUUGUACUUUAGGAAGUUCUAAGCGUAAGCAAUAUAUAAGAUAUCUUAAAUAUAAAAUAUGCAGUGCCGAUUGUGUCAUUUCUAUUACUUCUGGAUUGAUACGACAAAAAUCUCCACAGGUAAAAAUUAAGUAAUACAAACACAAAAAACAAAACAAAAAUUAAAUACAACAUAUUAAAUUAGCAAAACUCUAAUUUGUGUUGCCUUUAUCAAUAUCUGUAUCUUAAUAGUUGUAAUUUAGCUGGAAUCAUCAGAAUCGGAGGAGCUUAAUUCACUCAGGUUAAUUUUAUGAUCAUCUGAAUCUGCUUAUCUGAAACUAAAACGCUUUUCUUCUUAACAUAAAUAUUUCUCUUGGAGGCUGGAAGAGCAUCUGAAGUUAAAGCUAAGUGUCUUAUCAAAUCUGGAGUUGCGUUUACACAGGAUGACUUCUAAACGAUAUUUGCGUACUUUAUGGCGAGCUUCAAGCGCGUCUUUCGAUAAUCGCCCGAACGAUAAUUCGAAAUUUUCUAUAAUUUCGUUCCCGUGAAGGUGCUGGUUAUAUUCUAUUAAACACAUAUAAUAUACAGGGCGAUCCAUUUAAAUUUUUUGUUUACCUUGAUAUCUCAGGUACGGUGUUCCGCAAGGCUCUAUCCUCGGCCCCCUACUUUUCGACAUAUACAUUAAUGAUCUCCCCUUGGAGUCAGUGAUCUGAAUCAGGUCCCAGUGGGCGUCACACUGGAUAGAUCGUUGACAUGGGAAUCACAUAUCGAACCCCUUUGUAACAGAUUGUCCACUAGACUUUACCUGCUGAGGCAUCUUAAAUCCUUUGCUGAGGAUGGCAUGAGGAUGACGCAUGUAAUUUUUCUAUUUAGACGAUUUAUUUAUCCAAAACCACAAGUUAUCAGCGUAAAUCUUUUUUCUUUUAUACUACUUACGCGCCAUUUUGUUGUAAAGACUUUUUAUGUAAAAAAUGGCUAAAUAA
Messenger RNA from Cylas formicarius (sweet potato weevil), 8622 nucleotides. RefSeq lists its product as uncharacterized. Bases 62 to 4528 code for a protein of 1488 amino acids. The transcript is spliced from 8 exons. NCBI's taxonomy places the organism in Eukaryota, Metazoa, Arthropoda, Insecta, Coleoptera, Brentidae. The record is from RefSeq and is a predicted model, not a curated record.